Messenger RNA from Tetrapisispora phaffii CBS 4417, 477 nucleotides. RefSeq names its product cytochrome c oxidase subunit IV (gene COX4). NCBI's taxonomy places the organism in Eukaryota, Fungi, Ascomycota, Saccharomycetes, Saccharomycetales, Saccharomycetaceae. The record is from RefSeq and is a predicted model, not a curated record. The transcript has a single exon. Gene Ontology annotation, biological process: mitochondrial electron transport, cytochrome c to oxygen. Gene Ontology annotation, cellular component: mitochondrial envelope. The coding region runs from base 1 to 477 and encodes 158 amino acids.
AUGUUUACUUUAAGAACUUCUUCCAGAGCAAUCAGACCUGUGUCUAGAGCUUUUUCCACGUCAAGGGUUUUUUUCACUGAAAAAAACGUUACUUCUUAUACCACGGCCAAGACUCUAGCUGAUGUCAAAGGUCCUGAAACCUUGAUCGGUCCAGGUGCUAAAGAGAAUACUAUUCCUACCGAACUCGAUCAGGCUACCGGUCUAGCAAGAUUGGAAUUGUUAGGUAAAUUGGAAGGUGUUGAUGUUUUCGACUCGAAGCCACUAGAAUCUUCAAGAACAGGUACAAUGGCUGACCCUAUCAUAGUCAACUCUUAUGAUGACUACCGUUAUGUCGGUUGUACUGGUUCCCCAGCCGGGUCACAUACCACUAUGUGGUUGAAACCAAGUGUUGGCAAGGUCGCUAGAUGUUGGGAAUGCGGUUCCGUUUACAAGUUGAACCCAUUGGGUGUUCAUACUGAUGAUGGCCAUUCUCAUUAG